This is a messenger RNA of Salmo salar (Atlantic salmon), 8400 nucleotides long. Its product is annotated as FH2 domain-containing protein 1. The record is from RefSeq and is a predicted model, not a curated record. Lineage: Eukaryota; Metazoa; Chordata; Actinopteri; Salmoniformes; Salmonidae.
CAAGAUACGGGUGGACGCACCGCGUGUACCUGAGCCAAUCACGUUUGAGACUGUGCAUGCGAUCUGCUGCACGGCGGCUGCUGCUGCUGUCGUCUCUGCCGCCCUUCAAUACAUUCUCGUCCCUCAACGCAGCCGCAACGAACAGAGGAAACCGUAAGCUCCAACUAUAAAACCAAAUAAUAUCAAUAAACAUAUUUUCUUUCUCGGAAAAGUACGCCUAACUACCUGAAACGUUAUCCGUGCAGAUGACCUAGUAUGCGUUGUACCCUCCUACCUCUCUCGCUCCAUGGCUGUUCCCCCAACUACGACCUCCACAGAAUGCUCCAGAACCCUAUCAAGGCCCCUUUUGGAGUGAUGGUAUACGGGCAGCAAGAUGGAGACAGACGGAAUCAGAGAGCAUGCUAACCUCGCCUCAGGGAAAAACUAUUGUGCUCUAGCUAUUUUGCCAUUUAACCCUUGACUCGUGAUUUUAUUAGUUUAUCAGUUUAUGAUUUCAUUCGACAUACCUGAAUAACUUGAGUAACUUGAGUUGAAGUUGCAUGAAAGGUUGUGAGUUGAUUGGACUACUUCAAACUCUUGAGAGUGAAAUUGAGGGCAGAGAGAAUUUGACGCAGUGGCCUCUCAGGACUAGGCCCCACCCCAGCCCCACGCUAGUGUGAUGCAUGUUAUGAGCAGCCCGUCGCUGACCAAUGAGACAGAGUACUGCAGCAGUGAGGGCAGCAUCAGCGCCGCCACCACCGCCAGCACCACCAGCACCACCUCCGACCUCUCUCCAAUGUUGGGCCACAUCCCCUCCGCUUCUACUCUCCCCUCUCCCUUCCCCAAUGAACCCCCCCUGCACCCUACCACACUACCACACCACUACACCCCACCGCCACCACCACCCCUGCCCCCGAACACCCCUCCUCCCCCACCACCAACCUCCCUCUCCAGCCACGGUGUGUGGAAGAAGCGGCAGGUGCGGAGCUUUUUCUGGAAGCCCAUCCCAGAGGAGAAGGUGCGGGGCCAGCCCAACAUCUGGACCAUGGCGGUGCGCUGCCAGCAGCAGUACCAGAUCGACGUGCGCUCCGUGGAGGAGCUGUUCGGCCAGCAGGAGGAAGUGCAGGGCCGGGGGUGUGUGCCCGCCACCAGUGGAUCCUCCUCAGCCCGCAUCACCCGGUCCAGGUCCUUCAAGGAGAACAAGGACAAGAUCAGCAUUCUGGACUCCAAGCGGGGCAUGAACGUGGGCAUUUUCCUCAGGCAGUUCAAGAAGUCCAAUCACUCCAUCGUGGAGGACAUUCGCCAGGGAGACGGCAAGCUGUACGGAGCUGAACUCCUCAAAGACCUGCUCAAACUCCUGCCCGAGUCUGAUGAGGUAAAGAAACUGAGGGCGUUCAAAGGGGACUCCAGCAAACUGACCCUGGCAGACUCCUUCAUGUAUCUGUUGGUUCAGGUGCCUCGGUUUGAGUUGCGCAUCGAGGCCAUGGUCCUGCGUGAGGAGUUCUUUCAGUCCUGCGCUGUGAUGAGCCGUGAGAUCGAUGUCAUCCGCGUGGCCACCAAAGAGCUGAUGACUUGUGAGGAACUACACGCCAUCCUCCACCUGGUCCUGCAGGCUGGAAACAUCAUGAACGCUGGCGGCUACGCGGGCAACGCCGUGGGCUUCAAGCUGUCAUCGCUCCUCUCGCUGGCCAACACCAAGGCCAACAAACCUGGCAUGAACCUGCUGCAUUUUGUGGCUUUGGAGGCACAGAAGAAGGACGAGAAGCUGCUGAAGUUCCCUGAGAAACUUCAGGACAUCCAGAGCGCUUCCAGAAUAUCAGUGGAAAACAUUGAGUUGGAGUUCUCGUCUCUCUACGUCAGGACCAGAUCCCUGGAGGAGAAGGUCCAGAGUGACCCAGAGCUCCUGGAGCAGCUGGACCCCUUCCUGCAGUGCUCCACAAGGACACUCCAGGACCUGAAGAGGUGUAGGCUGGACCUGCGGAAGGAGGGUAAUGCGCUUAUUGACUUCUUCUGUGAAGACAAGGACACCUUCAUGCUGGAUGAGUGCUUCCGCAUCUUCCAGGACUUCUGUCUCAAGUUCAAAAAGGCUGUCAAGGAUAACCUGGAGCGGGAGCAUAAGGAGGCGGCCAGGCAGCGGCGUCUCAGAGAGCUGGAGGAGAAGCGCUUUGCCUGGAAUGCCGACCAGCAGCAGGCUGCCGGCGCCGGUAAUGGCGGCUUCGGCCGCAGCAGCAGUGAGAAUGACAUGGAUAUGCUCACCAAGGAGGGCCUCCUGGACUUCCUCCAGCAGCGUCCCGCCAGCCCCCACAGCCCCCUGGGUCGUUCAGCCAGCGCCCGUCGCCACCGCCACACCGUGGUCGCCAUGGCCGACCGCGAGCUUCACGACUACCUGGAGCUGUUCGGCAGUGGCGCGGCACUACCAGCAGACUAUGCCAACAAGUUCAACAGCCUGCCGCGCACCGGCCGCACCCUCCAUCGGAGAACCGCCCCCUGGCUUGUGUCCCAGGAUGACAAACACAAGCUGGAGAAUGGGCAGCAGGUGCUGGCCACGUCACACCGGGCUGAGACAGAGCCCAUCAGCCCCUUGGCCAUGUACUCUUCCACAGGCUUUAAUGCCAACGAGGAACCGUAUAACAAUAAUAACAACUACACGACCGUGUCCGAGGGGAGCUAUCUGCCUCGCUCAUGUCAGAACCGUAACAUAUUUCAGAAGACGCCCAACCCCGGAGUGAGCGUCACGGCACAAAUGAACGUCAGCGUGGAGAGGCACACGCUAGUCCCGGGAAUUCAACAGUUUGACCUCCCCAGUCCGAACAAUAACACAAAUCACAUGCACUUUGUUGACCACAAAGACGUGGUGGUAACGGACUUAGAAAUGGAGAAGGAGUCUCCAAAGACACUCAUUUUGGAUACCCCUCCUCCUUGUCCAAAGAGUUUGGAAAGAGGACCAGAGCCCGUGGCAUGGGAAGGUAAAAUGCCGUCCUCUCAGUUUGUGGUGGGCUCGCUUCAGAAGGAGGACAAGGAGGACAGCAGCACCGUCUCCUCAACCACCUGCAAUAUGCCCCUCCCUCUUGACCCCUCCGUAUCCAAUAAGAAACCGGUGUUCUACAUCUUAGACUGCACAGAAACGGACUGCUCCGUAGCGCUUGACUACUCUGAGAUCGAAAGCUCGCUUCUAAUGAGGGAAGGAUUGGUCCCCUAUGUAAAAAACACUGACUGGAACAACAUCCAGGGGAACCUUCGAGACCCCAGCUCACUAUCCUCCAACUCCAACUUUGAUUCCGCAUCCAAAACCGAUCAGUCCGUCUCUGCCUCCACAAAUGAGCUGUCGGCAUCAAAGUCCACAGACAAACGUGCCCCAUCCGUUGGCUCACUCGUCACCAUGGAAGAGGGGGACACAGAUAGCUGGGACACGGCGGAGGCUAGGCAGGUGGACGAGAAAGCUGUACAGACAUAUAGCCCUAAACCAACACACGCCAAGACCAAGAAUGUGUCAAAAGUUUCCAAAAACAGCAAAGUAGGUUGCGGCGUCAGGAUGUUGACCACCACUGAGAACCAGGGCAUGCGGAAGGUGGUGCCCAUCACCAAGCUCAGCCGGACUGGCAGAAACGCAAGGCGGGUGGAGAGACCCGCUGGGGGCCAUGAUGGUGCCAGGCAGCCGCUCAUCGACAAGAGCACCCCAGCCAGGGAGCGGGGUGAGAAAACCGGUAGGCCCGCCCGCCACUCCAGCUUGCCCCCAGAGGAGACCAAAUCCCAGGGGAAUGUUGGCCUCUCUGGCUGGGCACGUGACCUCAACCCGCGAAAACCCUCCUUCCGCAAGCCCAGCGCCAAGCCGCUGAGGAACCUGCCCAAGCCACCACCAGAGGAGAAGAUGUGCCGCUCCACCAUGAGAGCCCUGGCUGCUCAGGCCCAAGGUCAGGUUAGGACACCCUCUGAGGCUAGCGCUCCCGAGACACCUACUCACAGCUCCAAAACCCCAUCAGCCACCCUGCCUGGCUGGGCACGCAACACUGUGGCCUCCUCCUCUCGGACCACCAAGAAGGAACUCGCUCCAACCCUCUCCAACCCCCCGACCCCCUCCAGGAGCCCCUCUCUCCUGUCCCGGAGCAGCUCCCAGAGUCAAGCACCCGCUCGGUCUCCAGCCGCUGCCACAACCACACCUCCUGCCAAAGGAGGGCAGCAUUCACCCCGGGGGGAGGAGAAGGAGAAGGCCCAAGGGGGUGGUCUGCAGAAGGUGCAGAGCGUCAGGGCAUCAAGCCGGACGAGCACCCAGCGUAGCGACACCCCCCCAUCGCCGCCCACCCGCGAGCGCUCACGCAAGAGCAGCAGCUUCUCUGAAAAAUCUGUCCAAUCUACUACGUCAUGUAAGACCAUCAAGCCCACCUGGAAGUAGAAAUCAAAUAUGGUGGAACUUGAUUGGAGCAAGAGAGGAAGAAAUGUACUAUGGUUUUACCCACAUACAGUAGACUAACAUUUUGUGUCCUCUUUCAUUAGCUACUCUAAGACAUACCACCUCAUCCAUAUGAAGUCAUUAUGCAGGGCUCCGUCAACACGUAUUGUAUGAACUGCAAAAAUAUAUAAUGCACUGUAUAAGAUUAUUUCUUCAUGAGCCCCCGUUUGUUUUUGAGCAUUCUUCACAGGGAGACAGAACUGACAAAUGGCAAAAUCCCCCUUUUUUCCUCCUUUGCCUGCUUUGUGGUCUUAAACUAUAUGUAAUAAGGUAUAAUAACAUGUCAAAAUAGAAGAAGAAUUAUUAUGCUUUUUUUACAACCCAUUUUAAGAUGGUGUUUACAUGGUAUUUACUUAAAAACUAUGUGGUAGUAACAAUGGAUAUUUUCUGGUACUCACCUCAAAGAAUUCAACACUAUUGGUAAUUUACUGUUACCAAAUGGUACAUAGAGACACGUGUGUUAAUGAAUCUCAUGUGAUUACUAUACAAUUAUUAGAUAAUUACCAUUUUAACAAGUACUUUCUAGGUAACUACCUGGUAAACAGUGACUGUAAAACGAAGUGUUACUGAAAACCCACCACUGAACAGGUUAGAAUGCUGCUAAUUAGCUUUGACAAUUUGGGGACUGUGUUAGUGUCUUCAUUCAGGGUAUGAGCUUUGUAAGACGCUGCCUUGCUGCUGUUGUGAUUGUGACUUUGAUUUCUGUGGUUCUCUACUUUCCUUUGCACAGCCGUACUAUACAGUAGACUGGAGUCCACACUGAAUAUUGCUUUGUUUUUCACUUUACUGAUUUAGUCUGAGUCUGAUCCGAUAGGGUUAAUUUGGAAUUGGCAAAAAGAGCUGGUCCAAUCAGUGUCCUCUCAGAUACUAUGGGCGGGACAAUAGUGAAAAUAACUAUUCAAGGUCUUAUUCACUAGAAACCAAACGGGGGGACGGAAUAAGAAACAAAGAAACAACGGUUUUCGUUUUCUGUUUGCACUAAUGAAUAUGGCCCUGGCUCAGUGUCAUUGUACUCCUCAGCAGUUGGCCACUGAGUUCCUUUCCCGCUCCACUGAAGUUAUACCUCGGUUAUACUUGACAUUGCAGAAAUAGUAUAUAUUAAAAAAGUCAAAAAUAAAAGGCCAUAGAAGAAAUGCCCAUAGGCCCUAUUCAAUCGAACCGGGUUUCCGGGGUUACUGUAAGUUAAAUAUACAUUAUUGUUGAUGUGCUGCAUUGUCUUGGACAAAAUGAUAUGUGCAGUCAAACAUUAGGAAACUGAACUAUAUUUGAAUUCUAAUUUUGUUUUUCACUUGUUUUGGAAACCUGGUUGUCAGUGUUUGAUUGAAUCAGGUUGUGUACUGAAUCAUUACUAUUGCAAGUACAGAAAGUUAUUGAGUCAUUAUCCUCUGUUUAUGAUACUCUAGUUAGUUAUUUGGUAUGAUUCCACUGUAAAGUUUUACCUUUACCUCUUAGAAUACAGUACAUGCCAAGGGUGUACUUUGUCAUGCAAUGUAUUUUCAUGUACUUGUGGUACUUUUGACAUUUGUAUGUAUGUAUCAAUAACAAUCAAUGUUUCUAAAUGUUCUCGAAAAAACGUCUCCAUUCUAGCAUGGAGUAGAAAUAUUUUUCCGGCUUCAUGCUAUAGCUAGACCAACACUAACGCUAUGAAAAACAACAUUGAACAUGUAGCUCUACAGACUGAAGUAACACCCAACAUGGUGUUGUUUGUCUCUGCGUUUUGUCACAAUAAUCGUCUUUGUAAUCCUUGACUUUUCUACUGUGAAUGUUGUCAUCUCCUGAUUUUUGUACUACUUGACAUUGUGUAAUUGUGUUCCUUGACCGCCACCGGUCGUGAUCAAAGUAAUACUGUAGAUUCUUCAGCCCUGCAAUUGCUCCUCACUAGACUGGUCCAAGAUCAGUUUGUGCUGUCUUGCUGAGUCCUAUGGUUAUUGGCAAGCCAGCACAAACAGAUCUGGAACCAUGCCUGCUUGUCACACCAGUUGCCUUUCAAACAGCAUUGUGACAUUGACAUAAACAACAACAACUAGAUUGCAUUAACUUGAAGCUUGAUGUUGCCGUCCCAUAAUCAGUGUCUCUUAAAUUGUAAAUAAGAGUAGAAAUCCUCCCUACGUUCCAUUGCACCUACCAAAAUAGCUAUUAGACUGGAUACUACAAAUCACGGGCUUAGCCGAUUAGCCAUCCACUCUGUGUACAUAGUGUAAAGACAUACUAUUUUUGAUUAUACGUAGAGCUCGCAAUAUGUUUACACGUAGCAAACUGUAUAUGGAGGCUUGGAAAUAGUGAAGGUGAAAGGAUUCUGUUGACAAGAGGAAGUGGUUAACCAGACUUUUUCCUUUCUUGAAAUUCCCACAAUGAACAUCAUCGUUGUUCACAGAUCAUAUAUUGAGGCACUCAAUUCAACUUGUCUUGAAUCAACAAUGUAAAGCUACUGUACUCUAAGUCUGAGGAUAUCUCAAAAAGCAUAUCUAUACAGUUGUUGUACCAUUUCUGUCUGCAACGUUGAAAACCCACUACUGAAAAUGUUUGAAUGCUGCUAAUUAGCUUUGACAGUUUGAAGACUGUGUUAGUGUCUUAAUUCAGGGUAUGAGCUUUGUAAGACGCUACCUUGCUGCUGUUGUGAUUGUUGUACCAUUUCUGUCUGCAACUCUCAGAGUAAGCUUAAGAGAGCCCAUUUUAAAUCGACCCUACAGGCCACAUCCCUGCAGUAGGCCAUGAUAUGUGUAUCUCCCUGCUCUCUGCAAUGCAAAUGAAGUGAGGCAGUGAAUGUCACAAAAGACCCAGAGGCCAUACGUCAGCCCAGAUGGGCGCGUCUCAAAUGGCACCCUAUUCCCUAUAUAGUGCACUACUUUUGACCAGGGCCCAUAGGGCGCACAAUGCUCCUCUCUCCCUCUCUUUUCCCAUCUACAGUCACAGUCAAACUGUAUGACAGAUCUCUUGUCCACCAGACUUAACACAAUGUCCAGUCAUUUACAAGGAUGGCCCUUUACAAGAGCGGCCUCCCACAUCUUAUCGCACAAUGCCUCCUGCUGCUGGGCUAAUUUUAAGAGGGGCAUGUCGACAAUGGGUGGUCUUGCGUCAGAGCCACUAAAUACGGUGGGACUUCAAUACGAAAUGUCUACCCUUGCAUCCACCCACCACUCUGUCGCCACUUCCUUGUUAUGGGAUGGUAACCAUGACAUCCCGGUCCAGCAGCUCAGUCAGGACGCUGUGAGACUGAACACUAGAAGUGGUCCGUCUGACUAAUAGCCUUAGCCUUUCUAAACUUAGGCCCGACUCCUAAUCAUGACAGAGCAGGCGCCUGGCAACCCAAAACGGUGUUGAAACAUUUGUCCAAUGUUGCCCAACCCAAACCGAAUGGUGGCGAUUAAGAUUUUCCCUUUGAUUGAUUUGAUGUUGGUGGUUUUUCAAGCCAACUCAAGAAGUUGCACGCACACAAUACAGUGACUUCAUCGACAGUAGGCUACAGUUCAUGUUCACCUUCAAAUGUUGACCUUAAAUCACAGUGUGAGCUAUUGGCAUGCAUUCCUAGGUGAUGGACCUACGUGAUGGUGCUUGUGUGUUGGAACUGAAAGCAAGGAGGAAUGUUUUCUAGCCUGAUCCCAGAUCUGUUUGUGCUUUAUAGCCAACAAUAUGAUUGUUGUCAUGGCCUGACAGCGCAAACAGAUCCGGAACCAGACUUGGUGUUUUUUACUGUUUUAAUGUGAUUCUUUAUGGGGAUCAGACUACGCAUAUCUUAGCUAGAGUUCCCACCACUCUAUAUAGCUGCUCCACUUAAUUGCCUUGGUUCUGCUUUGCUGCCUUCUUCUCCAAGUCACUGUCUUCGAUGUUAAUAAACUCAAACUUCUACCUGGAGAAAAUGACUGUAAUCACUAGACUACACAGGGCUGAAUAUUAUAAUGUUAUUCUACAGCACUGAUAAUGUUUUAAAGUUAUGAUGUGAAACAAAAUCAAUAAAAUCACCUGAUGCUGUGUCA